AUGGCGGAAAACAAAGGCGGCGGCGAGGCUGAGAGCGGCGGCGGGGGCAGCGGUAGCGCGCCGGUGACUGCCGGGGCCGCCGGGCCCGCGGCGCAGGAGGCGGAGCCGCCUCUCGCCGCGGUGCUGGUGGAGGAGGAGGAGGAGGAAGGCGGCAGGGCCGGCGCGGAGAGCGGCGCGGCUGGGCCCGACGACGGGGGGGUGGCCGCGGCCUCCUCGGGCUCGGCCCCAGCUGCUUCAGCCCCUGCAGCCUCAGUGGGCCCUGGAGUUCCCGGGGGGGCGGUAUCGACGCCAGCCCCAGCUCCGGCCUCGGCUCCUGCUCCGGGUCCCUCGGCGGGGCCGCCUCCCGGACCGCCAGCCUCGCUCCUGGACACCUGCGCCGUGUGUCAGCAGAGCCUGCAGAGCCGGCGUGAGGCGGAGCCCAAGCUGUUGCCCUGUCUUCACUCCUUCUGCCUGCGCUGCCUGCCUGAGCCCGAGCGCCAACUCAACGUGCCCAUCCCGGGGGGCAGCAACGGCGACAUCCAGCAAGUUGGUGUAAUACGGUGCCCAGUAUGCCGCCAAGAAUGCAGACAGAUAGACCUCGUGGAUAAUUAUUUUGUGAAAGAUACAUCUGAAACUCCUAGCAGUUCUGAUGAGAAAUCAGAACAGGUGUGUACUAGUUGUGAAGACAAUGCAAGUGCGGUUGGCUUUUGUGUAGAGUGUGGAGAAUGGCUUUGUAAGACGUGUAUUGAAGCUCAUCAAAGAGUAAAAUUCACUAAAGAUCACUUGAUCAGGAAGAAAGAAGAUGUCUCAGAGUCUGUUGGAGCAUCUGGUCAGCGUCCUGUUUUCUGCCCUGUACACAAACAAGAACAGUUGAAACUUUUCUGUGAAACGUGUGAUAGACUGACAUGUAGAGACUGUCAGCUAUUGGAACACAAAGAACAUAGGUAUCAGUUUUUGGAAGAAGCUUUUCAAAACCAGAAAGGUGCAAUUGAGAAUCUACUAGCUAAACUUCUUGAGAAGAAGAAUUAUGUUCAUUUUGCAGCUACUCAGGUGCAGAAUAGGAUAAAAGAAGUAAAUGAGACUAACAAACGAGUAGAACAGGAAAUUAAAGUGGCCAUUUUCACCCUUAUCAAUGAAAUUAAUAAGAAAGGAAAAUCUCUCUUACAGCAGCUAGAGAAUGUUACAAAAGAAAGACAGAUGAAGCUAUUACAGCAGCAGAAUGACAUCACAGGCCUUUCCCGGCAGGUGAAGCACGUCAUGAACUUUACGAACUGGGCAAUUGCGAGUGGUAGCAGCACAGCGCUACUGUACAGCAAGCGACUGAUUACUUUUCAGUUGCGCCAUAUUUUGAAAGCACGGUGUGAUCCUGUCCCUGCUGCUAAUGGAGCAAUACGCUUCCAUUGUGACCCUACAUUUUGGGCAAAGAAUGUAGUCAAUUUAGGUAAUCUAGUAAUAGAGAGUAAACCAGCUCCUGGUUAUACUCCUAAUGUUGUAGUUGGGCAAGUUCCUCCAGGGACAAACCACAUUAGUAAAACCCCUGGACAGAUUAACUUGGCACAGCUUCGACUUCAGCAUAUGCAACAGCAAGUGUAUGCACAGAAACAUCAGCAGUUGCAGCAGAUGAGGAUGCAGCAGCCACCUGCACCCGCACCAACAACAACAGCAACAACACAGCAGCACUCCAGACAAGCAGCCCCUCAGAUGUUGCAGCAACAGCCUCCAAGAUUGAUCAGUGUGCAAGCAAUGCAAAGAGGCAACAUGAACUGUGGAGCUUUCCAAGCCCAUCAGAUGAGAUUGGCACAGAAUGCUGCCCGAAUACCAGGGAUACCCAGGCACAGCGGCCCUCAGUAUUCCAUGAUGCAGCCACACCUCCAAAGACAACAUUCAAACCCAGGUCAUGCUGGACCCUUUCCUGUUGUGUCAGUACAUAACAACCCAGUCAAUCCAACCAGCCCUACUACAGCUACUAUGGCGAAUGCAAAUCGAGGUCCCACCAGCCCAUCUGUUACAGCAAUAGAAUUAAUUCCCUCAGUUACCAAUCCAGAAAACCUUCCAUCGCUGCCAGAUAUUCCACCUAUACAGUUGGAAGAUGCUGGUUCAAGUAGUUUAGAUAAUCUACUAAGUAGAUACAUCUCAGGCAGUCACCUACCCCCACAGCCCACAAGCACCAUGAAUCCCUCCCCAGGACCCUCUGCCCUAUCUCCAGGAUCAUCAGGUUUAUCCAAUUCUCACACACCUGUGAGACCCCCUAGUACUUCUAGUACUGGUAGUCGAGGCAGCUGUGGGUCAUCAGGAAGAACUGCUGAGAAGAACAGUCUUAGUUUUAAGUCUGAUCAAGUGAAGGUCAAGCAAGAACCUGGCACUGAGGAUGAAAUAUGUAGCUUUUCAGGAGCUGUGAAACAGGAAAAGACUGAGGAUGGCAGACGGAGUGCCUGCAUGUUGAGCAGUCCUGAGAGUAGCUUGACACCACCUCUUUCAACCAACCUGCAUCUAGAGAGUGAGUUGGAUGCAUUAACAAGCCUGGAAAACCAUGUGAAAACUGAACCUGCAGAUAUGAAUGAAAGCUGCAAACAGUCAGGGCUCAACAGCCUUGUUAAUGGAAAGUCCCCAGUUCGAAGCCUCAUGCACAGGUCAGCACGGAUUGGAGGAGAUGGCAGCAGCAAAGAUGAUGACCCAAAUGAAGAUUGGUGUGCUGUCUGCCAAAAUGGAGGGGAUCUCUUGUGCUGUGAAAAAUGUCCAAAGGUCUUUCAUCUAACUUGUCAUGUUCCAACACUUCUUAGCUUUCCAAGUGGGGACUGGAUAUGUACAUUUUGCAGAGAUAUUGGAAAGCCAGAAGUUGAAUAUGAUUGUGAUAAUUUGCAACAUAGUAAGAAGGGGAAAACUGCACAGGGCUUAAGCCCCGUGGACCAAAGGAAAUGUGAACGUCUUCUGCUUUACCUCUAUUGCCAUGAAUUAAGUAUUGAAUUCCAGGAGCCAGUUCCUGCUUCGAUACCAAACUACUAUAAAAUUAUAAAGAAACCAAUGGAUUUAUCCACCGUGAAAAAGAAGCUUCAGAAAAAACAUUCCCAACACUACCAAAUCCCAGAUGAUUUUGUGGCUGAUGUUCGUUUGAUCUUCAAGAACUGUGAAAGGUUUAAUGAAAUGAUGAAAGUUGUUCAAGUUUAUGCAGAAACACAAGAGAUUAAUUUGAAGGCUGAUUCAGAAGUAGCUCAGGCAGGGAAAGCAGUUGCAUUGUACUUUGAAGAUAAACUCACAGAGAUCUACUCAGACAGGACCUUCGCACCUUUGCCAGAGUUUGAGCAGGAAGAGGAUGAUGGUGAGGUAACUGAGGACUCUGAUGAAGACUUUAUUCAGCCCCGCAGAAAACGCCUAAAGUCAGAUGAGAGACCAGUACAUAUAAAGUAAAAUGACAUGAACAUAAACCAGUUGUUCAAAAAAGAAAGAAAAACUUCUAUUUAAGUGUUGCUGGAAUAUCCUGCCUACAGUGGGCUCCUUCUUGAAGAAGCUGAUAGCUUUUACACAGUAUUAGAUUGAAAUAAUGGACAGAAAACACAUUCUGGUCAAGAAAGGGGGAAAGGACUCUAUUUGCAACUUUAAAAGUAAAAACAAAAGUGAAAGUGAAAUGAUUUGAAGAUUUCUGUUACUCAGAGAAUGGUUCUGAUUGCUAGAAUGGGCUGAUGUUGAUCAUUUGGUAUUGAUUGGUGCAAAUACAGAGUGUUCAAGUACUUAAGGGUCAUGUCACUGGUUAAAUUGUCUCUUUGGACUAGAGUGCACAUUUACUAAAACAACUUUCAUGUCUCUCCCUUCACACAUAUACAAUACUGGGUUAUUUUCUAGUCAAAAAUCAAAGUUCUCAGAUUCCACUUUGAUAUUAGUGCAGAUGUGCAUUGGAUCAUGCCAUUAUAUUUUCUCUUGUUUUGAUGCUGUUGGGCCUUAGUUUUUAUAUUGGUUUAAAGAAUUCAACAGUAGUUUUAUUUUCUGUUCAUACUUAAAGAAUUUGGGAAACAUGCCCAUUGAUCAUCAUUUAAUCAAUUCUAGUGUUCUACUGAAAUAAAUAUGGUAACUUUUCAGUAGCAGAUCAUUUAUAAUAGUCAUUUACAGAAAACACUUCCACAGAAUUGCACUUCCCAAUCAAAUCAUCUGAUCACACAUUUAUUCCCAUGAAAGGUAGAAUGGUUGUUUGAAAAUUAAUCUAGUUUUCUGUACAUUUAAAAUUUGAUUGAGGUGACAGCUGGCUCUUACCCCGUCUUCCUUCAUAUCGGUUUUCUGAUAGACCACUAUUGGCAAACAGUUAUCUGUCAACUACCAAAUGUGUAAAAUUUUCUGUAUUUCACUUUGUCUUAUUUGUAAAUAGUGAACUAAAACUUCUGGCAGAUCAGCAACAUUUGCUGAGCCUGUUUUUUAAGCUAAUAUGUAUUCUUACUAAUGUUCCUAUCAAGAAUGGAUUUGUAAUAUAUGCUGUCUAUUUCUAAUGUUCACAUUCAUAUUUUGAGGUUCUAUCUUAUUUUAAUAGAGAACAGACUUCUCAGAAAAUCUUCAGAAGCAGCUUAUUAUUAAAAUAUCGAAAUAUUGAAAUAAACCCGGUGGGGUUAGAUUACUCAUCCGUCCACCAAGUGGGACAUUUGCAUGGACUAGGGGCUUUAAGGACUUAGAACAGACCUGUAAGUAUAUCCUGAAGAUGAGCCGAUCAAAUCCCCACUUGAAUGGUUACUGGAGUAGACCCACCUUCACUACCCUGAUUUUAGCACCCGAGGCAGAUAAAAUCACCUUGGCUCUGUUCAUUUUUCUUCUCUUCAUUUGUGAUGCUCAGAUCCAAGAUGUAUGUUCUAGACUGUGUACAGGCUUCUCUUUUGUUGAGUUAAAAAUUUUAGUCCUACUUUUGUAUGGACAUAUUAGAAUGUAAAGUGACCAAAAUAGAAGACUUGCCAUUAGAUAUUUUUCAGAUGUCAGCAGAUUUGUGGCAAAUCAUUUGCCUUUUUAAAAAUUCAGCUUAAACAGUUCAGACAGUAGACUACUCAGAAAAACUUAUUUGACAUAAUUGUCUAAGAGGUAAAUAUUUUUUAGUGCGUAUUGAAUCAAAUAAAGUGCUCUAAAGAAGUUA
Messenger RNA from Dama dama (fallow deer), 5080 nucleotides. It is a transcript of the gene TRIM33, whose product is annotated as tripartite motif containing 33. The record is from RefSeq and is a predicted model, not a curated record. Gene Ontology annotation, molecular function: zinc ion binding; protein binding. The coding region runs from base 1 to 3384 and encodes 1127 amino acids. The transcript has 20 exons. NCBI's taxonomy places the organism in Eukaryota, Metazoa, Chordata, Mammalia, Artiodactyla, Cervidae.